This is a messenger RNA of Salmo salar (Atlantic salmon), 5643 nucleotides long. Lineage: Eukaryota; Metazoa; Chordata; Actinopteri; Salmoniformes; Salmonidae. The record is from RefSeq and is a predicted model, not a curated record.
GACCUGAAAAACCAACCGACGUGCCCACUCCAACUGAGAUUUCUUCAAAUCCUUUUUUUUUUUUAGGUGACUAUGAUGUUGGAUUAUAUUAAACUAUAACUAGCCAUUGACACAUAUAUAAGUUGACCGCAUUGCUCACUUGUUUUUUUUGUUGUUGGUGAGUUUGGGAGUGAUAUAUAUGUGUGUGUGAAUGUGAGUGUGUGCAACCUAUGUGACGGAAUCCCCGUCCAGUCUUUAAGGAGCGGAGAGAGAGAUGGGGGGAGGUGCGUGGACCUGUCCUCUCUCACUGCGGAACCCCGCGCGUUGAGCUGCCUGCCUGGAGAUUCCAACCUUCUUUUUGGAUUCAAAUUAUUUUUUAAACCCAACGAUAGUUAACGAAUUUUAAUUGUUUUAUUUUUAUUUUCUGUCAAACUGUCUGGUGUGGUAAUCGGGAAGACUUACCGUGAGGAAUUGACCGUUUAUCCGGGGAAGAAAAACAGGUGGAUUAAGCGUUAUUUUGGGGGGGCUUGAUAUCAACGGAUGUGUUUGUGGAUAUGAGACGUUGUGGCUCCCUGGGCGCUCAGAUGGAGUAGAAGGUUGCGAUGUCCUCUCCAACUCGGCUUCUGGAGCGAUGUGGCACAGAAAUGAGACCAAGUUUGAACACUUUACUUGUUGGUUUGCUGACGCCGUGAGCACCGGAGCUUCGCGUGGGGGCGGGCGGCUGCGGGGCCGUGUAUCUAUCGUUAAAGAUGACUGGGAGACCAAAGGGACAUGCAGCCAGACCUCAGCCACACCAACUCUACCGCCACAGCUCCGCAUGGUGACACUGAAGGGUUCCAGUAUGGGCCGUUUGGGCUGGGUCCUCCUCACCCUCCCAGCCCUGCUUUCCCAGAUCAGUGUACCAGCAGCGGCCCAGAAGCCACCUGGGCUAAGUGUGGGGGUGAUCUUGGGUCAGACGCGGCCAAUCAGUGACCAGGAUAUAAUCCCGGUGAGGCGGAACGACGACCCUGUGGAGCUGACUGUCACCAUCCUGAGAAUCAACCAGACAGACCCCAAGACUGUCAUCACACAGGUGUGUGAGCUGCUCCAGAAGAAGCCUCUCCAUGGUCUUGUCUUCGCUGACGGGUCGGACCAGGAAGCUAUCUCUCAGAUCCUGGACUUCCUGUCCUCUCAAACAUCACUUCCUGUCCUGGGGGUGUACGGGGGAUCCUCCAUGAUCAUGGCAGAUAAGGAUGUGAAGUCUACGUUCUUCCAGUUUGGAGCGUCUCUGAUGCAGGAGGCUUUACUGAUGAUGAACAUUAUGGAGGAAUAUGACUGGCACAUCUUUUCUAUAGUCACCUCUAAGUUCCCCGGGUACCAGGAGUUUAUAAAUGUCCUGCGUGUGACGGUGGAUCACAGCUUUGUGCGUUGGGACCUUCAGAGUGUUGUAACGCUGGACGCUGUGGACGGAGACGCCAACUCUAAAGCUCAUAUUCAGCUGAAGAGGAUCCAGAGUCCUGUAAUACUGUUAUACUGCUCCAAGGAAGAGGCUAGGUAUAUACUGGAAGAGGCCAGGUCUCUGGGUCUGACUGGGUCGGGCUACAUCUGGAUCGUACCAAGUCUGACCACAGGGAACCCCGACUUCACCCCAGACAUCUAUCCCCUGGGGAUGAUCUCUGUGUCCUACAACGAGAUGGAGUAUCCCCUGGAGAGCCGCCUUAGAGACGGAGUGGGCAUCAUCGCCACGGCAGCCAUCGCCAUGCUGAGGGAGAAAGGGGAGGUGCCAGAACCCCAAGGGAACUGCUACAGCCAAUCAGAGAAGGGCAAGACUCCGCCCAGCGCCCUGAGAGGGAACAUGAUGCACGUGACCUACGAGGAACGUGACCUGUCCUUCACCGUAGACGGUUACCAAGCCAACCCCAAACUGUCCGUCAUUGUCCUUCAUCCAAAUAGGACAUGGGAGAAGAUGGGUCGUUGGGAGAAUGGGACCCUUUCUCUGAUGUUCCCGGUAUGGCCCAGGUAUAACUCGUGGGGAGACGAGGAGGCUGAUGAGAACCACCUGUCUAUCGUGACUCUGGAGGAGAAACCCUUCGUCGUCGUUGACAACGUAGACAUCCUGACUGGAACCUGCAUGAGGAACUCUGUUCCCUGUAGGAAACAUGUUAAAGAUAACUCAACAAAAGACGGAGGUUCCUAUAUAAAGCAGUGUUGUAAAGGGUUCUGUAUUGACAUCCUAAAGAAGAUCGCCCGGAACGUCAAGUUCACCUUCGACCUCUACCUGGUGACCAACGGAAAACACGGCAAGAAGAUCAACAACGUCUGGAACGGCAUGGUGGGAGAGGUGAUUGAAAAGAAGGCAGCGAUGGCAGUGGGGUCGUUGACCAUCAAUGAGGAAAGGUCAGAGGUCAUAGACUUCUCUGUCCCCUUUGUGGAGACGGGCAUCAGCGUCAUGGUCGCCCGGAGCAACGGCACCGUCUCCCCCUCCGCCUUCCUCGAGCCCUUCAGUGCGUCUGUGUGGGUGAUGAUGUUUGUGAUGCUACUCCUGGUCACGGCCAUCUCUGUCUUCCUGUUUGAGUUUGUCAGUCCACUGGGAUUCAACCGCAACUUGGCCCAGGGCAAAGACCCGCACGGUCCGUCGUUCACUGUUGGUAAGGCAGUGUGGCUGCUGUGGGGUCUAGUGUUCAACAACUCUGUUCCGGUUCAGAACCCUAAAGGCACCACCAGUAAGUUCAUAGUGUCGGUGUGGGCCUUCUUCGCUGUCAUCUUCCUGGCCUCUUACACAGCCAACCUGGCUGCCUUCAUGAUCCAGGAGGAGUUUGUAGACCAGGUCACGGGACUGUCUGACAACAAGUUCCAGAACCCGUAUGCAUACUCCCCUCCGUUCCGUUUUGGGACGGUUCCUAAUGGUUCAACAGAGAGGAACAUCAGGAAGAAUUACCCCGACAUGCACGAGUACCUGGUGAAGUAUCACCAGGGAGGAGUACAGGAUGCACUGGUCAGCCUCAAAGCAGGUAAACUGGAUGCCUUCAUCUAUGAUGCUGCUGUGUUGAACUACGCGGCUGGCAGAGACGAUGGCUGUAAGCUGGUCACCAUUGGCAGCGGGUACAUCUUUGCCACCACCGGCUAUGGCAUCGCUCUGCAGAAAGGGUCGCACUGGAAACGACAGGUGGACUUGGCUAUACUGGCCAUCAUAGGAGAUGGUGAGAUGGAGGAGUUGGAGGCUAUCUGGCUAACGGGGAUCUGUCACAAUGAGAAGAACGAGGUGAUGUCCAGUCAGCUGGAUAUAGACAACAUGGCCGGAGUGUUUUACAUGCUGGCUACCGCCAUGGGCCUGUCUCUAAUUACCUUCAUAUCAGAACACCUCUUCUACUGGCGGCUGAGAUACUGUUUCACUGGAGUCUGUAACGGACGACCUGGUCUACUCUUCACCAUCAGUAGGGGUAUCUGGUCUUGUGUCCACGGGGUCCAUAUAGAGUUAAAGAAGAAGCCUCCAGAGUUAGACUUCUCUCCUCAGGCCAACAUGUUACACCUUCUGAAGUCAGCUAAGAAAAUCAGCCUGUCUUCUUCUCCUAAACGCUCCCCGGCCCUGCUGCAGCCCGGUAUCAUCAACAUGAUGAAAGGUAACUCUGUCGUCAGUCUGUCUCCUAAAGGCCAGGGUGGUCUCUAUAGCAACACUUCCACUCUACAGGGCUUCCUGGGUCGGCACAAAGACCUGCUGAAUAACUCCUCCCCAGGCCCGUACCCAGGGAAACCCAAACACCACCCCCUCAACCUCAACGAUGCUAACCCCAACAACAUAGAGGUCAGCGUUACCGCCGACAAUGGAAAACCCCGCCCCCCCGGCCUGGCCGGCCCAGCUUCCAAACCCCGUGCCCUAUGGAAGAAGAGCGUGGAGACGCUGAAACAAGGACCAAUCCCGUUGUCCGGUCCCGCUGGUGGUCCCGCCCCCGGAUCUGCUGGCUCCGCCCCUGUCCCGGGCCCUGCAACAAUGAAGAGCCAGCGUUACCUCCCAGAAGACCCGCCCCAUUCUGACAUCUCUGAGUGUUCCAGCCGGCCACCCUCCUACAUGGAGUCAGAUCUGGGGGGGCCCAGGAUGGGGAUGGGGGGGUUCAAACCCCCAAAAGACGGACUGAAGAAACGCCCGGUGGGGGGGAUGGGAGGAAUAGGGGGGGGAGGCGGCAGUGGGAGGAGUCACGAGAAGAUCUAUUCCAUAGACUCAGACCAGUCCAGUCUACACUCCGCCCCACUCUACCAGAGAGACAGCCUCCAGGAACCCCCCGACCUCACACACACGCACUCCGACCUCAGACACUCUCACUCGGAGCACUCCAACACACACUCUGUGGACGCUUCCAUCCUGCAGCUGAGCGCCACUCUGCUGCACCACAGCCACUCUGCGGAUGCUGACCUCCACUCUCUGAAGGACAAGAAGUACAGCACCUACAAACACACCAGCACUGGAGCUGCCUCCUCCAGCAAAGACAAGAACAAUGGUUCCUACGAUGCCUCAGGGGGCCAGAGACAGACCCACUGCCGGUCCUGUCUGGGGAAGUUAUCAGGUUACUCUGGUCUGUACACAGUCCGCUCCCCUCAGAACCGCUGUGAUGCCUGCGUCCACCUGGGAAACCUCUACGACAUCAGUGAAGACCAGCUACAGCACCAGACCUAUUCACAGGCACACUCCCCACACGCACACUCUCCACACGCACACUCCCCACACGCACACUCCCCACACGCACACACACACACCCAGCACACACACCCUCACUCUGGCGGAGACAUGUUCACCCACUACCUGCCUCAGAGCGAGCUGGGUCUGGUGGGGGAGGGUGAUGGGUUGGUGAGUCACUACCUCCCCCCUGCCGGAACCUCCCCCCCAGGAUCUCACCUCUCCACCCAGCUCAGCCGACAGCCCUCCUAUGAGAACGUCCCUGAGAAGCAGCAGCAGCAGCAGCAUCGGGGGGGCAGCAGGGAGUCAGAGCGGCAGCAGCAGAGUCAGUUCAGAGGGUUCAGUCUGCCAGACAGGGACAACAGCAGAGAUAACAGCAGCUUUGGUCUCCUGGAGGAUAGUCCCUAUGCUAACGUCCUCACCAUGCGCUCUGACCGACCGUACUCCUCCUCCCCCCUCAACCACUCUCUGGAUCCCGUCCUGCCCUACCCCCUGCCCCUCCCCCGCCGCUCCAAGUCCCUGUACCCCGACCGGCCCUCCCAUAACCCCUUCCUGCAGGGCGGAGGGGGGACGGGGCAGCGAGGUGGAGGAGAGAACAGCCUGGCCGCAGCACAGCGCCUGGCACACGGCCGCUCUGCCACCGACCUCUACAAACAACUAGUCCCCCUGGCGAUGACGCUCGGCAACCACCACGGGCAUCCCCAUGGUAACCACCAGGAGUUCUUCUACCCCAUGGCCUCAGAGACGGCCGUGAUGUCGUACGUGAUGGCUCCGCCCACCGUGGCGGCCCAGCAGCCAAUCAGCUACGUGACGGCUCCCCGGGCCUCCAGCGCCGGUGGAAACAGGCCACGCCUCUACCGACGCAUGCCCAGCAUCGAGUCCGACGUCUGAGACACACACACACAUGGGAGAGAGAAGUGUGCUGGUGUUAGGGACAAAUCUGACUUAACACACACACACACACACACACACACACACACACACACACACACACACACACACACACACACACACAC